Messenger RNA from Colletotrichum fioriniae, 3852 nucleotides. NCBI's taxonomy places the organism in Eukaryota, Fungi, Ascomycota, Sordariomycetes, Glomerellales, Glomerellaceae. The record is from RefSeq and is a predicted model, not a curated record.
AUGUCGCCGAACGAGCCCAUUGUUGUUGUUGGAAGUGCAUGCCGGUUUCCGGGCGGUGUUGAUAGCCCAGCAAGGCUAUGGGAACUCUUGAAAGAACCGAAAGACUUGCAAUCUGAAGUUCCAAAAGAGAGGUUCAACAUCGACGCAUUUUACCAUCCCGAUGGUUCUCACCAUGGGAGAACCAAUGCUCGCCAUGGAUACUUUCUCGACGAGACACCCAGGGCUUUUGAUGCGUCGUUCUUCAACAUCCAAGCCGGCGAGGCGGAGAGCAUAGAUCCGCAGCAGCGGUUGCUUCUGGAAACUACCUAUGAUGCUGUAGCCGCGGCUGGAUACGGUCUACAUGAUCUUCGUGGCUCUGAUACCGCAGUUUACAUCGGCUUGAUGACGCACGACUUUGAGCUUGUCAAAGUCAACGACAUAAGCUACAGCCCAACGUACUUCGCCACGGGUGCCGCCACAAGUAUCGCGUCGAACCGUUUGUCAUUCUUCUUUGACUGGCAUGGUCCAAGUGAAGGUGUCGCUACUGUGGUUCUGAAGACGCUUAGCCAAGCACUGCUUGACGGCGACUCCAUUGAGUGUGUCAUCCGUGAAACGGGCAUCAACCAAGACGGACGCACAACCGGCAUCACGAUGCCGAGCCACGUUGCUCAAGAGACCCUCAUUCGCGAGACUUAUGCCCGGGCUGGUCUAGAUGUUGCGCAAGCUGAAAAUCGCUGCCAAUUCUUCGAAGCCCAUGGAACGGGAACGCCAGCGGGUGAUCCUCAGGAAGCUGAAGCAAUCUCGAAAGCUUUCUUCGGCAGCCAGGAUAGUGCAAACAGUGAGCGCUUGCUUGUAGGAAGUCUCAAGACUGUCAUCGGCCACACCGAGGGCACUGCUGGUAUUGCCGGGUUGUUGAAGGCCUCACUUGCUGUACAGAAUGGCGUUAUUCCUCCAAACUUACUGUUCGAAAACCUCAGUCCCAAGGUUGCGCCCUUCUACAAGAACCUCUCUAUCACGAAAGAGGCCCAGCCGUGGCCAGAACUUAAGCCUGGUCAACCGCGCAGAGCGAGUGUAAAUUCGUUCGGUUUCGGUGGCACCAAUGCCCACGCUAUUAUUGAGGAGUACAAGGCCUCGACUUCAAGCACGGAACCGACGUCGAAGCCAGAAUCUCAGACUAUUUCAACAGCAUAUGCCUUGCCUCUCGUACUUUCUGCCAAGUCAGAGCGUUCCCUGAAGAGCCUGAUGAAGCAGACUGCUCAGUUCAUCAAAUCCAGCCCUGAUGUCGACAUGCUUGAUCUCUUUUGGACGCUCCUUCGCAAGCGAUCCAUUCUACCUUACCGCCAGACUGUCGUCGGAUCUUCCAGAGAAUCUAUCACACUCGCGUUGGAAAACGCCAUCUCGGAAAACGCCAGCUCAGAGCCCAGCUUGCGCUCCUUCACCACCAGCCAGGAGAAGCCUCGUCUUCUGGGUGUGUUCACUGGCCAGGGUGCUCAAUGGCCCGGCAUGAUGAGAUCGCUCAUCCCGGCGAUUACUCAUGUUCGCGACAUCGUGGCUGAGCUUGAUCACUCGCUUCAGACGUUGCCCGCCGAAUACCGCCCUUCUUGGACCUUGUACGAGCAAUUCUUGCUCGAGGAUGAGGCCUCCAAUGUUACCAAAGCCAGCUUUUCUCAACCGCUCUGCUGCGCUGUACAGAUCGUUCUGGUGCGGCUAUUGGCAGCUGCUGGUGUUGAAUUCACCACGAUAGUUGGUCACAGUUCAGGCGAGAUAGCUUGCGCUUUCGCUGGAGACUUCAUCAGCGCCUCGCAGGCCAUCCGCAUCGCUUACCUCCGAGGCCUCACAUCCAAGUAUGCAAGCUCCCCGAACGGAGGUGAGGGAGGGAUGCUUGCGGUAGGAACUUCUUUAGAGGACGCACAGGAGCUCUGCGAAUUGGAAAUGUUCCAAGGCCGCAUCUGUGUUGCUGCCAGCAACUCGCCAGACAGCACCACCAUUUCCGGUGAUGCAGAUGCCCUUGCAGAAUUGCAGACUAUCCUGGAGGAUGAGUCCAAGUUUGUCCGCAUGCUCAAGGUCGAUAAGGCUUACCAUUCACACCACAUGAUCCCUUGUUCGUCGCACUAUAUCAAGGCUUUGAAAGACUGUGACUGCGAUGUCGCUGAUGGGGCCGGUUCUUCAGUGGCAUGGUACUCCUCUGUGCAUCAAAACAGACGCAUGAAGGCAAGCGACGUCACCGCCGAGUACUGGAAUGACAACUUAGUCUCUCCUGUUCGCUUCAUGCAAGCUGUUGAGGCCGCCGCGAUCGAGCAUAAAUCCCUCGAUGCCGCCAUUGAGGUGGGCUGCCACCCAGCUUUGAAGGCACCUUGUCUAGCAACCCUGAAGACUGUUCUCUCGGAGGAAAUGCCCUACACUGGCUGUAUGCAGCGUGGUUCCGAUAACGUUCAAGCUUUUGCCAGUGCUGUUGGAUAUCUUUGGGAACGCCUGGAUCUGAAUGCCAUUGACCCUGACAGCUUCAUCACCAAAGUGAUUGCGCCAGGAAAGAGUCUUCGAAGCCUAUCCAAGGCCCUGCCACGGUACCCCUGGGACCACAGCCGGACUCACUGGAACGAGACACGCGCGAUCAAGGCUCAUCUCCACGGUCAAAAGCCUCAUCUCCUUCUAGGCUCCCUCUCAGCCUCAAGCACCGUUUCAACAUCGCAAUGGCACAACACCAUACGGCCUAGGGACCACGAGUGGUUGCAAGGUCACGCGCUUCAAGGACAGGCUGUGUUCCCCGCUGCUGGAUACAUCGUUAUGGCAAUGGAGGCUGCUCUUCAGAUGGCUGGGGGACGCUCCGUUCAGCUCCUCGAGGUACUUGAUAUGAGCAUUGAUAAAGCUGUUACUUUCGAGGAUGAGAACAGCCCGGCAGAGCUCAUCGUCGCGGUGGACACCAUUGUCUCUCAGCCCGACCAGAUCAAGUUCAGCUUCACGAUUGACUCUUGUCUAGCCAAAGAAUCAAAGCCGUCGACAUCUGCCACCGGUCAGCUUGUCGUCACAUUCGGGGACUCUUCUUCAAAUGUCCUGCCACCCUCAAACGACGAUCCCCCGCACCUUACGACAGUCAACAUCAAAAACUUCUACCGUGAACUAGAUGAGCUUGGUUUCGAUUACAGCAAGGACUACCGCUGCAUCUACAACCUUGGGCGCGCAGAUGCGAAAGCCACUGGCGUCAUGGCCUUCCCGCGUCUGGAUGAUGGAUCUCGUCCGAUCGUGUUGCAUCCAGCUUCUAUGGACUUGGCGUUCCAGACCAUCAUGGGUGCCUAUUCAGCACCAGGAGAUAAGCGCCUGAGAUCCAUCUAUGUGCCUGUUCACAUUGACCGAAUCAGUCUCGUUCCCGCGCUCUGUGCUUCUGUUGCCGAAUCUGAUUCAGCUCCUAUUGUUCACUUCAACACGGAAAACACGUACGACAAGGGUGACGUUUUGGCUGGAGAUGCCACGGUCUUCUCCUCAGGCGAAGAUAAACAAGUUCUCUACCGCAUCGAGAACCUGCUCUUGCAGCCACUAUCCAAGCCAUCGGAGGCUGAAGAUCAUAAAGCCUUCACCAAGACAGUAUGGGGCCCCUUGAAGCCCGAAGCACUCCUGGACAACCCGGACCUCUGGGCUACUGAGCAGGACAAGCAGGUGAUCCCCAUCAUUGAGCGUAUCUGCUAUUUCUAUAUGAAGGACUUUGUCAGCCAGCUCACGGAAGAAGACCGCGUCAACGCUACACUGCCUCACCAGAGAUAUAUCUACUGGAAUGAGCACGUCUCGGCCAAGGUGAAGGAGGGAACCUGGCAUGAGUGGUAUGAUCCAUCUUGGGAGUCAGAUACGCGCGAGCAGAUCGAGCAGUUGGUUGUAGAGUAA